AUGCAACGUUGCGAGUGGCCAAUAUUGUGGAGCGGCGACAUCUGGUUCAGUAGCGUGGGAGUGCGCCGUGUCCGGGCCACGAUGGACGAGCCGAAAACUGUGCGAUGGUGGACUUCACCAUUCACUAGACAGUGUUUCGUCACGGCCGGUGUGUCGCUAAACAUGGCGGGCUCCGGCCUCGUGGUGGGCUUCACCACAGCGCUACUGGAACAACUCAAGAGACCAGAUUCCAUCAUGCCCAUUGACGACAGCUCAGGCUCUUGGAUAGCUGCAAUACCCGGCAUAUCCCUCGUGUUUGGCAACUUCCUAGCGCCGCCCGUUAUGUCCCGAUAUGGAAGGAAAGUCGCCAAUCUCGUAACCAUCGUACCCCUCAUCGCAUCAUGGGUAUUCAUCUUCGUCGCCAGCAAUGUCACAGUCCUUCUCUUAUCGAGGUUCCUCCAAGGACUAUGCAUGGGGAUGUGCACCUCAUUAGGGUCACUCCUGAUAGGAGAAUACACCAGUCCAAGGAACAGAGGAGCCUUCCUAAUGACGAUAUCAGUAUCCAUCGCCUUUGCUGUUUUAUCCGUUCACUUGUCGGGAUCCUACCUGAGUUGGCAGAAUACUGCUUUGAUAUGCGGCGUGGUAGCAAUCGUAGACUUGCUUAUAGUAAUUUAUUCACCAGAAUCUCCUAGCUGGCUAGCGGAGAGGGGAAGGUACGAGGCCUGUAAAGAGACUUUUCGGUGGUUGAGAGGAAAUACUGAAGAAGAUGAAUUGAAAAAACUUAUUGAAGCGAGUAAAAUAUUGGCAGAAGCUAAAGAAAUCUCAAGUAAACCAAAGUCUGUUGUGAGGAGAGCUAUGAGUAACAUUGAGUACUUUAAGACAGCUAUACGGAAGAAAGAGUUCAUCAAACCAAUAAUUAUAAUGAUACAUGUGUAUAUCGUGGGUCAGUGGAGCGGCAUCAAUAUGUUGGUUGCCUUCCCUAUCGAUCUAUUCCACAAAAUGAUAGGAGACAACUGUAACAUACCUUUAUUAGUAUUGACUUUAGAUGUACAUCGAAUAGUAGCUAACACUAUAGCUUUGUAUGUUAUACAGAAAGUAAAAAGACGGACGAUUUUAAAAGUAACUGUCUGCAUCAAUAUGAUUGCGUUGGUGUCUUGUGCUGGGUAUUCUUAUGCAAAAGUAGUUAACUUCAUACCCCCCGGUGAGUACGCGUUAGGGAUAUCUUUAAUUCAUUUACAUAUGUUUUCGGUCGCAACCGGUGCAUUGCCCUUAUGUUUCAUAAUAGCUGGUGAAGUAUUUCCUCUGGAGUACAGAGGUUUAGCUGGCGGCAUAAGCAUGUUGUUUUAUUCAGCAAAUCUUUUCUUGGCAAUCAAAACAGUGCCAGGACUCCUUAGUUCUGUCAAUCUAUACGGAACUUAUUUAUUGAAUUGCGUUUUAAUAACGUACGGUCUGCUAGUGGUAUGGACUUUGCUACCAGAGACGAAGGACAGGACAUUGCAGGAUAUUGAAGACGAGUUCAGGGGCAGACCGCUUACUCUUGAAGAGCUGAAGUCCGUGCAGUCUUUGACGUCGUGGAAAGCUUGUACCGCCGAGCGUAGAUGUAGUAACCCUGUUGUAUUAUAG
Messenger RNA from Arctia plantaginis, 1602 nucleotides. The record is from the annotation of a GenBank genome assembly. Lineage: Eukaryota; Metazoa; Arthropoda; Insecta; Lepidoptera; Erebidae.